UGCACUACAAUAAUACAGUGAGCACCCGAGAUCCCCUCCUCUCACAGGCUGCGUUGCUGAAGCCUGCCUCCGCGAGACACGCACUUGCUCAGUGCUGCUGCAUUUGUCCUGUUUGUGGAGUCCGUCUGUGCAGCGCGGCCGCUUUCUGGAAGCUUGUGUAAUAAUAUUAUCACCUAAGCUCUCUGCCGAAUGCUUCAGUUCAACGCAGCUGCUGCCGGAGUGAUGUGCGUGAGUGCAUUUUCAAUCAACGCCAAAUAAUAUUGACGCUGAGCCUUUCUUGAAAGCAUCCCGUAUUCGGAUCUGGGACACACGCUCUUUUUACACAGUCACUCCCGGCGCUCUGGUUACCUGGAAAGGGUACAGUACCGGUGAUGCAGAUGCGGGGAUAAUUCAAAGUCUGCGAAAGAAGAUGUGUGUUUAUGCAAAGUUUCUGGAAUGUGACUAGAAUAUCAAAACACUCCCACACAAACCUCGGAUACGAGCAUCUUCACUGUGCUGGAGAAUGCGUCUAUGCUGUUGUUGGUCAUUUGUACUGGCUGGACCGAAAUAGAAUCCACACAAGCCAGUGAAAUUGAUGACCGCAACCGAAAUGAACUAGAAUUUAGUCAGAAAUAAAAGAAAAAAAAAACACCUGCAGUCACUUGCAGUCUACUAUGAUUUGAACUGGACUACACGGUGCAUGUUGUCUCACGCGGUACACUGCAGUUUUUUUUUAUUUUUAUUGUUCAAUGAAAUACUGGUCUAGUUUGGACCUGUGCAAUCUAUUUGGGCAUUGAGUGAGGAAACCGGAUAAGAAGGAACAUACAACGCGUUUGAGAGCUGUGGACAUUAUUUUGAAGAAUACACAUGUAUACCACUUUAUAUACACACGUUGAGAUGUUAAUUUAAACAGGAUUUAAGUGUUAAUUAAGUAAACACGAUUUCAUUAAUUAAAAUGGGACAUAGGUCGCCUUUCGUGGUUUACAUUACCAUCUGCGCUUUCUAAAAAAAAAAAAAAUGUUGCUGUGUACCUCAUUUGCCUGUGUAUUGGGUUACUUCAAUGUAAUAAGUUUCUUUUUAAAGAAAUUGGUGGAAUUCUCAGAAGCGGCACGGCUGAAUUAAACAUCUACCGACCCAUUCUUUAUGCUUGUCCAAAACCAGCUUCCCAGGGUGUUAAUUGCCUCCAAGACAAGAAAAGAUGUAAUUUCUGUUCUGACAGUUCAACUCCAAACAGCCUGGGAAUACCCAGAGAUUCGGAGAUGCAGCAUUCUAUUGAUAUCAGUUAAAUCGACAGAGAAACGCAUUAUCAUUUAAUAAGGUGCCCUUGCUGUAGUGUAGUGGAAUUUUCCCUGGAAACAAUAAUAAAAAAAAAAGGCUUUGGCUUUUUUUCUCUCUCUUUCUUUCAACCUUCUUGGGAUUUGAUUUAUUUAUUUAUAUUUCUGUGGCUGUUUUAUUCGGGCAGAGAAGACAUAAAUGUUUUUACAGUCUGUUUUUAGCCUUGCCGCCUUAUUUUGGUUUUUUUUGGUGGUGGAUACAGAAUGCAUGGUGUGUCACUCUGUUUGGCGGCAGACUAGAAGCUACCGCAGAGGUUGAAGGAUCAAGCUUUUGGGAGAGCCCACCUAUAAGCUUUUAAAAUCAGAGGAGACAUACUACGCGUGGGAGAGGAAAUAUCAUUCUGCCUCAACGAGCGACUUACAUGGAUGUUCCUGUUCAAAGCCAGCGACGGACCGGGCAAUAAGAGAAACACAAAGAGAGGCCAGGACACCAGGCAAAGAGUUUUUCGUGAAGUUUAUGGAAAACUACAAAGCGGAACAGUAAGCUGAUAUACCAUGGACAGGCUUGUCUUCUGUGUGCUGAUGAUUGGCGUGUUGGUGAAGGCUCAUAACUGCCCUGGUCGCUGCAUCUGCCAGAACAUCUCUCCUACCCUGACUUUGCUCUGUGCCAAAACGGGACUCCUGUUUGUGCCGCCCACCAUCGACCGCAAAACCGUGGAGCUCCGCCUGACAGACAACUUCAUCACCGUUAUCCGGAGGAAGGACUUUCUCAACAUGACCAGUCUGGUUCAUCUCACCUUGUCUAGGAACACCAUCAGCCAGAUCAUGCCUCAUGCUUUUGUGGACUUGAGAGCCCUCCGCGCAUUGCACAUGGAUGGCAACAGGCUCAACUCCCUGAAGCACGAGCACUUCAAGGGUCUCGGCAACCUGCGUCACCUCAUUUUGGGGAACAACCAGAUCCACCAUGUGGCUUCUGCCACGUUUGAUGAGUUUCUUGGCACCAUUGAAGACUUGGAUAUCUCGUACAACAACCUAGAGACCCUCCCUUGGGAGGCUAUUGCCAGGAUGACCAACAUCAACACCCUCACGUUGGAUCACAAUCUGAUAGAUCAUAUUGAAGAAGGUACCUUCUCCAUGCUUCACAAGCUGGUCAGGCUUGACAUGACUUCGAACCGGCUGCACAAGCUGCCUCCAGACACCCUGUUCCUGCGGGCUCAAGUCUUGGCCAAUGCCAAGGCGUCCAACCCUUCUACUUUGACAGUCAGCUUUGGAGGGAACCCCUUACACUGUAACUGCGAGCUACUCUGGCUCAGGAGGCUUACCAGGGAAGAUGACUUGGAGACAUGUGCUUCCCCCGAUGCCCUUAUGGAUAAAUACUUCUGGUCCAUCCAAGAGGAGGAGUUCAUCUGUGAACCACCUCUGAUCACCAGACACCACGCCUCUAAAGCCUAUGUCAUGGAAGGGCAAGGGGUGACGUUGAAGUGCAAAGCCGUUGGAGAUCCAGACCCUUCCAUCCAUUGGAUCUCUCCCGAUGGGAAGCUCAUUCAAAACACCUCCAGGACCGUCCUCUUCGACAACGGGACCUUGGACAUCUUCAUCACCACCCUUAAGGACAGCGGAUCUUUCAGCUGCAUCGCCUCCAAUGCUGCUGGGGAAGCGACUGCCCCCGUUGAGGUCAACAUCGUUCCCCUGCCCCUUUUCAUCAACAACACCAGCCACAUGAAGGAGCCCGACCCUGGCUUGUCGGAUAUCACCACCUCGUCCAAAUCGAGCUCCAAUGACACCAAGAACCAAGACAAGAAGGUGGUGGUCGGAGAGCUGACCUCAUCCUCUGCCGUCAUCAGGUGGCCUUCUGAGCGUCACAUCCCUGGCAUCCGCAUGUAUCAGAUCCAAUACAACAACACCUCUGAUGACACACUGGUUUACAGGAUGAUUCCAUCAACUAGCAAGACCUUCCUAGUGAAUGACUUAGCAGCAGGUCGGGACUAUGACCUCUGUGUCCUAGCUGUCUACGACGAUGGGAUCACCUCUCUGACGGCCACCAGAGUGGUGGGCUGUGUCCAGUUCUCCACUGUCAGCGAGAACAGCCAGUGCAAGUUCAUCCAUAGCCAGUUCCUUGGAGGAACCAUGAUCAUCGUCAUUGGAGGCAUCAUAGUGGCUUCCGUCCUGGUCUUCAUCAUCAUUCUGAUGAUCCGUUACAAGGUCUACAACAACCAAGAUGACCACACCUCAGCCAAACUGAGCAACGUCUACUCCCAGACCAGCGGCAACCUGGCGGCCAUGCAACGUUCCUCCUCUAAGCAAGCAGAGGAUAAGAACGAGAUCCGGGCUAAGGAGGCCGCCAACAAAGACUGCAAGGCUGUGGUCUUGAAAGUGGAUUGCGAUAAACCAGAGGCUCCCCAGCCCACCACCACUGUCAUCACUGAGGUUCAGCUGCCUCUGGUCCCAAUAGAAAAGAGGCAGACACGGACCAGCAUAGACCUCCAGCAAGCGGCAGCUAUCCUAUCUUCAGAGGAGGCCCAGACGGACAGCAGCAUAGCGGGUUCCACCAUGUCACUCUGCUUGAUAGGAUCCUCUAAAGGCAACAAAGAGGCUCCCAAGCUUAGUGAUAAAAAGAGCACCCUGGGUAACAUUGCCCUCCUUCCCAGCGACAUUGCAAGAACUCGGCACAGGUUCUCCUUCGAUGGGGACUAUUCUUUGUUUCAGAGUAACAGUUACCCCAGAAGGGCAAGGACAAGAAGACACAUGUCCUCUACCCAGCUAAACGUGGACAUGGCUUCUCCUUUGGGGAACCGGAGGGUGAUCUUUAGCAGCACAGAGUGGAUGUUGGAAAGCACGGUUUGAGACAUUAUGAGAUCUUGGAUAGAACUGAGCUGAGAAGAAGCGGAUACUCUCUAUCGCAGCAGUGCCUUAUUACAACAACGUACCAAUGGGGGAUGCUGCUAGUUAAGAUUCUAUUUUUUAGGUUUUCUUUUUUGUUCCCCUUUCGGGGAUGGAAUAACAGAACUUUUGGAUUUCUGAGAUGUCGGUUUGUUUUUAUAUAUACACCAUGAUGUUGGAUAACUGGAAAGUGCUGUAUGAUCAUUUCCCCUUUAAUGUAUCAAAAAGCAGGACUGUUUCCACCAGAUUCUGGAGGACUCAUGCACAGAAGACACAAGAUACCACAGACUUCUAUCACACCCAGUCUAUACAAAAAUAUAUACACAUACCAGUAAAAUAAAUAGACUGUAUGAUGUUAUUGAUAUUUAUUGUAUCUGGCUGGCCUAGAUAAAAAAAAAAAAAAAAAAAAAAAAAAAAAACAUCUGUGUGUGUGUGUGUAUUAAAUAUAUAAGGCACAUGACUUUGGAAAAAAAAAAAUAAAAAAAAAAAACAUUUGAGUGUUGACAACAAGUUUUUACAUUAAAAACCUGUGCCAUCACAUGUUCCCUUUCUUUAACAUAUCAACAUUUGGACCACCAAUACCUGGGAUAAGGGUAUUAAAGCUUUUGUGUGGCUUAA
Acipenser ruthenus (sterlet) is the source of this 4751-nucleotide messenger RNA. RefSeq names its product leucine-rich repeat and fibronectin type III domain-containing protein 1-like. Gene Ontology annotation, molecular function: protein binding. The transcript is spliced from 5 exons. Lineage: Eukaryota; Metazoa; Chordata; Actinopteri; Acipenseriformes; Acipenseridae. The record is from RefSeq and is a predicted model, not a curated record. Bases 1809 to 4097 code for a protein of 762 amino acids.